Messenger RNA from Xiphias gladius (swordfish), 11293 nucleotides. RefSeq names its product adenylate cyclase 9 (gene adcy9a). NCBI's taxonomy places the organism in Eukaryota, Metazoa, Chordata, Actinopteri, Istiophoriformes, Xiphiidae. The record is from RefSeq and is a predicted model, not a curated record. Bases 1673 to 6148 code for a protein of 1491 amino acids. Gene Ontology annotation, biological process: cyclic nucleotide biosynthetic process; intracellular signal transduction; adenylate cyclase-activating G protein-coupled receptor signaling pathway. Gene Ontology annotation, molecular function: adenylate cyclase activity. The transcript has 11 exons.
CUUCCUGUUAUUCCACAGAAUAAACUGAGGAAAAGCAUUCAAAUGUUACACGCCGUUGGUGUUGUUAUUGCAAGAGUUUUGAUCAUCACUAUUUAUAGACCAGCCUGUUCCGACCGAGGCUGUUCCUCUUAGCUGUAUGUUUUGCCAACUGCGCGCAACAAGUUGCAGACACUCCCAGCAGAGGCAAACCUACGCUAAUUCGGGCCAGCGGACGGUAUUUUCUGCGCUUCUCUUUUCGGAUUACGCGUCUUCGAAUCGCGCAUACCCCUCCCCGACCCCAUCUUCGGACGGCAGAGGGGGAAUACACGGCGGAGAUCCGGAGAGGGAGUUCAGGAAAGGACGGGGCUGGAUCCGUGGGAAUAGGCCUGCCUGUCAGGCCUCUUAUGAUCUGAUUCUGGGACUGGACGGGGCUCCAAAAUAACUCAGUCUGGAAUAUUUGCAAGGGCCCGCAGGAAUAAAAAUAGAAGGAGAAUGUAGGAGAAUAAGAAAUGCCAGUCCUUAGUACACUGAGCAGUACACGAGAAGACAUGUAGUGGAAGGUAAAGUCGCCUUAAUUACAGAUCACCCACUUUUUUUUAUUUCUUAAUUAACGGAAUUAACAGUUUACCCACAUUUUAGGUUGACAUUACGUUUUCUGUUAAACAUCCACAGCAUAUAGAGCCAACUACUUCACGUGAGACGGGAAUGUUUGUUUUUUUCAACAGAGGACUGAGAAAUUAUCCGUUUUUUUGGAAAAUAUUUUUUCCUCGUAGUUUUGGUGCUUUACGGUGACGGAAUUCACAAUGUCCACACACUUUUUAUUUUAGCACUACCAGCUGUUCAUAACGACGAGACUUCGGGAGCGUUUUCAAGAAGGGAAAAGGACGUGUAAACCGAGCAUUUGUCGCGCACGUCGCGGAGAUAACAGGGACGGUGUAACUUUUGCAGCCACUUGCUGUGCACAACGCCAACUGCUGACAGCCUGUAUCUGUGUGUGCUCAUACGAUGAAGCCCUGGACCUGAACGCCGCCCCCCCCCCGCAAACAACGUUAUCUCGGAAUGAAGGGCUUUUUUUCCUGACGCUGUCUGACUUUGUAAUGUCAGCAGUAUCGAAAUACUGCGCACAUCCAGAGGAGGUCAUUUCCAGUCAUGUAACGUCAGGACUGACUUGAUGAAGGCAUAAAAAAAAAAAAAACCGUUGCAUCAUUAACCAGUCCUUUCCGAGAAGGAUGUUCAAUUCAGGAGGCAGAAAGAGUGAUGACAGUGUUUUUACCGCAGCUGGAGAGAAAGCCGGGCUCAAACCCAGAGCCUCUUUGGAGGAGGAUGCAUGUAAUGUGAGUACUGACGCAAACCCGGGAUCGGAUAAUGAACUGCUCAAGAAACUGGAACGGCGCGUCUUGUGUGAGUGAGUGUGCAGGCUGCUGUGUGCGUAGCAAAGACGUCUGUGCCGUGCUCACCAUUCAUGCAGUGUGAUUACUCCCAACAAACACCUUUGCUCUCGCUCUCUCCCCCUCUCUGCCCGCCUGCCUGCCUGCCACUCUCUCACCGCCGCCUUCUUCCUCCUCUCCGUGCCACAUGUGCACGCACGGCGCCCACGCAACGCGUCUAAUUGCCUGAGCGCCGUCGGAAGAUAUAUUAUUAAUAAUUAACACCUCUCCCGCGUCCCCCUCGUCUCCGCGUCACACCAGUCAACAUGGCCACUCUGCAACAUCACCGACAGCUUCUCGUGCAUGGCACGGAAGUGAGCUGCGACUCCAGCGGGGAUGGCGCCGUGACCGUGCGGAUUACCAACAGCGCGCCACACGUGCAUCAACAUGAGCCACUGAGGGCUGCGAACAGCGGAGCGGGAGGAGGAGGAGGAGCUGGAGGCUAUGGGGCUGUGAGUAAAAUGAACCCUAACCUCCACAAAUACAGUAUCUCCUCCAGCUGCAGCUCAGCAGACUCCAGACCGGCCGUGGCCUCCGCCUCGAGGGUGCACAGGAAGGCGCCGCCGUUGUUCGAACGCUCUGCUGCCCAAUGCUGGGACCCCAAGUUUGACUCCCCCAUCCUAGAAGAGGCGUGCCAAGAGAGGUGCUUUCCUCAGACACAGCGGCGCUUCCGUUAUGUCCUCUUCUACCUUGCAGUGGCAGCUGUACUCUGGGGGGUGUACUUUGGGGUCAAUAGCGACCGCUGCAACCCAACGACCUUCCUAGCCCCCACGGCCUCCUUUUUGGUCCUUCUAGUGCUCCUGUUUUUGUUCACCUUCACCCAAACCUACGCACGGCUGUACAACCAAACCUCCCUGCUCCUGAUAGCGGUCACCUUCGCCAUCACCUUAGCUCCACAGAUACAGACUGCUGGUUACACUGAGCUGGAGUGGGCUGGUGGUGGGAAUGCCUCAUAUUUCCCAUCAGACGAAGGAGCACCACCUCCAACCCAUUGCAUCUCCCCUGUAGGCACCUUUUCCCUGUGCAUGGAGGUUCUGCUGUUGUUGUACAGUGUCCUACAUGUCCGCCUGUAUGCCUCAGUGAUGCUGGGGCUCCUCUAUUCUAUAUUAUUUGAGGCAUUAGGAUGGCUACCAUUGCUUCAAAGGAGUUAUGACACGACCGGAUGGGGAACAGGGUUGGUGCAUCCCGGUCCUGAUUGGGAAGAAGACACACUCAGCUGGCUGGGCCCUUCCAAAGCUCUGCUCCACUUGUGUGCCCAUGUCAUUGGCAUCCACUUGUUCAUCAUGUCGGAGGUGCGUUCCCGCAGCACCUUCCUCAAAGUGGGCCAGGCUAUCAUGCAUGGCAAAGACUUAGAGGUGGAGAAGGCCUUGAAGGAACGCAUGAUCCACUCGGUCAUGCCACGGCGAGUUGCCGACGAGCUGAUGAAGCAGGGUGAUGAUGAGGGUGGUGGUGAGAGCUCUGGCAAGCGUUAUUCCUCUGGUGCUUGCUCUGCCUCAGCCGUCUCAGUGGGUGGUGGGGGUAGCUGUGGAGCUUCACAAGCCCAAAGUACCACAAGCCCCAAAAAUCACCCUCACAACAAUCACAAACGCAAGAAGACCUCAAUCCCUCGUGGACAGAUAAUAUUUAGGCCCUUCAACAUGAAACGCAUGGAGCCUGUCAGCAUCCUCUUUGCGGACAUCGUGGGUUUCACCAAAAUGUCUGCCAAUAAGUCAGCACCGGCCUUGGUGGGCCUUCUCAAUGACCUGUUUGGACGUUUUGACAGGCUCUGUGAACUAACUUGUUGUGAGAAGAUCAGCACUCUGGGAGAUUGCUACUACUGCGUUGCAGGGUGCCCUGAGCCCAGACCAGACCACGCCUACUGCUGUGUAGAGAUGGGCCUGGGCAUGAUCCAGGCCAUCGAGCAGUUCUGCCAGGAGACAUGUGAGACUGUAAGCAUGCGUGUCGGUGUCCAUACGGGCACUGUCUUGUGUGGUAUCCUGGGAAUGAAGCGCUUCAAGUUUGAUGUAUGGUCAAAUGAUGUCAACCUGGCUAACUUGAUGGAGCAGCUGGGUGUGGCAGGAAAGGUCCACCUGUCCGAAGCCACUGCCAGAUUCCUGGAUGACCGUUACCAGAGGGAGGAUGGGCGGGUGGCAGAGAGAGCCGGACAAAGUGUGGUGGAGAAACUAAAGGGGCUGAAGACCUACCUGAUCUCAGGGAGGAAGUUGGAACAUGAUGUGCAGUGUGGCUGUUCUCAGGUGGGACUGCCAGGUGGGGAUUUUGUAGGAGUCGGCCUGUCCUCCUGUCCUCAGCCCCGCACACCAGACCUCAUCCCUGGAGGAACGCAGGCUGCAGAUCCCCUGCUGCCCAACCAACCACCAGACAGGAUUGGGCCUCCCUGUGUGUCCCGUAGUGUGGCCUUGUCUGUGGGAGCAGAGCAGGGUGAUGAUGUGGCUGUGCUGAAUGGCUGCCAUGAAGAGCACAAGACUAGUAGUGCCAAGUUCAUCCCAGGUCACAGCCCCAGGGCUGUAAACGGCCUCCUGAGUCCCCCACUGGAAGACCCAGUGCGGGCUAGCCAGAGCUCCCUGUGUGACAUCCUCCAGGAGAAAGAGAAGAAGACUAGCACUAGCACAGGGACUGGCACCAGUCUAGGUAUGACUGGUGGCACGGGGACGGCGGGUCCAGGUAUGGACCACUCUGCCCUGAUCCAGCUGCGUGCCAAGAACUUUAGAGAAAAGAGCGACGCCCACUUUGUGGAUGUUAUCAGGGAGGACAGUCUGAUGAAGGAUUACUUUUUCAAGCCACCCAUCAACAAGAUCAGUCUCAAUUUCCUAGAGAGACCCCUGGAAAAGGCCUAUCGCAGCAGCUACAAGGAGGAGGUGAAAAACCAGGUUCAGGUGCAGACAUUUGCGAGCUCCACCUUUAGCUCCUUCCUGGAUGUUCUCCUCAGCUGUUUUGUUUUCCUGGCCCUGACCCUGGCCUGCUUCCUUCCACCUCUCGUGAGCCCAGUCAGCGCGGGCCCUCCAGCUCCCGCGGCCCUGGCCCUGGCUCCCUUGGCCGGUCUGUUGGAGCUGGCCUCUCUGGUGCUGUCCAUACGUAUGGCCUUCUAUUUGGAGGAGGUGAUGAACUGUACUCGCUCCCUGCUCUUGGUGGUCUCUGGAUGGGUUCCCCAUCAUGUGACCGGGGCCGUGUUAGUUUCCCUCCCCGCCAUCUCCGUCUUAUCCCACCUCGCCGGCAACGUCCAACUGCCCCUCCAGGUGACCAUGUUCCUGUGCUGUGCCACCAUUCUGGCCAUCAUCCAGUAUUGUAACUUCUGUCAGCUGAGUUUUUGGAUGCGCUCAGUCCUGGCUACUGCUACAGGGGUCGCCUUGCUGCUGUUGCUGUACAGCCCCUUACAAAGUUCCAGUAACAGCUUGCCAGUUCACGGGCUGAACAUCUCCACAUCAAGUGAUGGUGGGUCAGAACCGGACCCUAACCCCAAACACCCUUUUGACCUUUUGCUCCCAGAGGCUUUCCUGGCCUUCUUCUUGCUUCUUCUCCUGGUCUGGUUCCUCAACCGUGAGUUCGAGGUCAGCUACCGUCUCCAUUACCAUGGCAACGUGGAGGCUGACAAACAUCGCUCCAAGAUCCAGACGAUGCGAGACCAGGCAGAGUGGUUACUUGGCAACAUCAUCCCCAUCCAUGUCGCUGACCAGCUCAAGGUGACCCAGAGCUACUCCAAGAACCACGACAGUGUCGGUGUGAUCUUUGCCAGUAUUGUAAACUUCAGUGAGUUCUAUGAAGAGAGCUAUGAGGGUGGAAAAGAAUGCUACCGUGUCCUCAAUGAGCUAAUAGGAGACUUUGACGAGCUCCUUCGCAAACCUGAAUUCAAAAGCGUGGAAAAAAUCAAGACAAUCGGUGCCACCUACAUGGCAGCAUCGGGACUGAAUGUCCGGCAGCUGGCUGAGAAUGACGAGGACUCUCCGCACGCUCACCUGAGGGCACUUUUCAACUUUGCGCUGGAGAUGAUGGGUGUCCUGGACGACUUCAACAAGAACAUGCUAGGUUUUGGUUUCAAGCUCCGCAUUGGAUUUAACCAUGGGCCACUGACGGCGGGGGUGAUUGGCACUACUAAGCUGCUCUAUGACAUCUGGGGAGACACGGUCAACAUUGCCAGCCGCAUGGACUCCACUGGUGUGGAGUGUCGGGUGCAGGUGAGCGAGGAGAGCCACGCUGUGCUCAGCGCCAUGGGUUUAGAGUUUGACUAUAGAGGUACCGUGAAUGUUAAGGGCAAAGGUCAAAUGAGGACCUUUCUGUACCCCAAAUGUGGGGAAAGUAUAUAUCAAGAAGGCACGGAGCAGGCAAUCGGAGUCGGACCCUCGUCUGCGCCAUUACCAGCCAAUAAGACUUCAGGAUCUGUUGCCCAGGCAACAGCUCUUCCUCCCUCUUCUUCCUCUUCUUCUACUCCUCCUUCCUUCUCUCUUCCCACACUCCCUCCUCAACCCCAAAGCGCUGUAAGGCCUUCAGGAGCAGAGCCUGAGCCUUUCCCUGCUAAGUCCACAGAGGUGAGGGAAGAAGGAUAUAGGGACGCUCCACACCUCCAUGGGCAGUCCCCUGCCACAGACAUUCACACACCUCCCUGCUCUGGACUAGGCCCAGAACCUAGUGCUGCACAAGUGCCCUCCCAGGUGCAGCCUGCUCCUCUCGCACUACAAGAGGAGGAGGAUGAAGAGGAGGCGGCCAAUGAGCUAACAAAACUCAACGAGGAGUUUUAUGCUCGUCUCUGAUCCCUCCUCUCCCCUUCCCCUGUCUUCUGUAUCCCCUGCUGCCCCCAGCUGCUGCCUCUCCAGGACUGAUUGCAGGUGUGGGCAGGAUGCCCCUUCCAUUAGGCAAGUGUCUUCGGCAUGGAUAAAGAAGAGGGAGGUGGUCACUCCAACACAAACAGUAGCUACAGUUGCAAUAAAAAAUGGCUGCAAACGUCUUUCAUGUGAAUGUUGCCUGAGUGCUGGGGUGGGUUAGACCUGUGUUGAGCACAGCAGUUUAUAAUGGAGAAAAGGCUGAAAGGGGGUAAGAGGGAAAGGAAGAUUUGUUAGUGUUGUUGUUGAUGUUUUUUCUUAUAAAUUUUUGUUAUUAAGUGCCUUCAGGACUAGAACAGUGAACAAACAAAUAUGAAUACUGAUCAAAGUUUUAUCAAUCUUAGACUACGGAACAUGCUGUGGUUUCUUACUCCAUGCUAUUAUUUUCAAUGCAAGUAUUAUUGUUGUGCCAUAUCAUUUGUUUUAACUUGAUCAAAGUCUUGACCUUGCUUAAGGGAAAAUAAUUUUAGAUUCUAUAUAAGUGCCAGUGCAGCAUGAUGGGCUGAGCAGGGAACUAAGGGAAGAAUGAGGGAAUCACAUGAAGCAGUGUUAAUUUAUGUAUUCUGCUUUGACAUGAGGGCUUAAUACAUUAUUCAUUUGUGCUAGAGUCUUGGUAAAAGGGGACAUGCUUAAAAAGCAGGCUGCAUAGAUUUUAGUUUGUGUAGCAGCUAAAUGCACAUUUUUAGCACAGGUCUUGCACAGUGUUUUCUCGACCACUUGUAUUUGGUAGUUAUUACCGUGAGAAAGCUUUUAAGAGUUUAAGCGGAGUUCUUGUCUUUCACUACAAGUACAAUCUAAAGCACAAAAUCAAAUCAGAUAAGGGAAUAUUGAUUUGGAGGAAAAGGUGGUUUUAAAAAGUGAGAUCAUCACAAAAGCAGGAAGGCACUUUAAAUAUACUUAAAGUGAUACUCUACAUUUGAGUAAGAAACACUCACCCCAUGUAGACCUGUAAGGUGGCUGUAAAAAUGUAGGUUUAUCCUAAAAACAUCUAUGGAAACUGUAAUCAACUUUAGUUGAUGAAGGUUAAAUUAGAUUCAAUAGAAACUUCUCAAACCAACCCUGCACUACAAUCCACUUUUCUGCUGUUGUACAUGUAUUUCUACCAACCUAUGGCUAAAUACUCUGCUCCAGUGUCAGUCUGCUUUUUCAUUGGGUCAGAACCACUUUAUUGGAGCUUAUAUCACAGGCUAGAUUAAAAGCUGUUGUGCUGCAUUAAAAAAAGCAAACUAAAACCUUUUUACACCCACCGUUAGGGGAUAAGGGCGACAGUAAUUCUAUAUUAUUGUUGUUGCCACAAAAAUCCCAUGAAAAGACCAAAACCAACAAUGUCUAAAUGCAUUUCUCAAUACUUUCUGACUUUCCUACCCUGUUCUCCUACCCAAACUGUGGCUCUCAGCCCACACUUUAGUUUGUUUUUUUUGGGGGGGGGGGCAUUAUAUGCUUUUUUUAUUAUAGCAGACAAUGGAGUGAUGAUAGGAAACAAGUAGACAGAAGGAUGGGGAAUAACAUGCAACAAAGGUUCUCAGCCAUACAAGAACUGGGGAUAGUGUGGUUUAUGGUUGGCACCUUAACACAGGCCAUCAGGGCAGUAGAUGGUGUACUUGUUCAGAACAAUUUUCAGUGGCGAUUUGGUGCGGAUGUGAGUAUUUAUGGCAGCAAGACAUUGUAUGUGGGAUUAAAUUAAAAUAAACGACACAGCCCAUGUUUAUUCUAUGAAGGAACAUGUCACCCAGCCUAACAGUGGACACAAUGCAGCUCUGUGGCACAGAAAAACAAGAUAUAUCAGGAUUUGGAUACACAGACAAUACUUGUUAGUAGGAUCCAUUCAUUGUCAUUUUUGGUCUUUUCAUUGGAUAAAGAUACAGAAUAUCACCAGACUUAUACUUUAAAACCUACAGUGGGGUGAGAGUUUGAUACCGAAAAAUUUUUGGGUGGAGUAGCACUUGAAGUGGGACUGUGAGGGACAAUCACUGUAUAGUUCUUGAUAAAUGAUAGGGUGGUCCACAUUGCUGUUGGUUAAAGUGUCAAAGCACAGAUCAACUACAGUUUCUACAGUACUGUGUGUAAAACCUCAGACUCAAAUUUAGUGACGUUCCAUUCGUUGCCUUCAUUGCUAGAAUAAAAAAAACAAACAUUGGUCAGUCCAUCACUAUAGAUUUUAUUCAAUAGUUCAGUGUUGUCAGCCUUUAGCUGUGUGAUUUGCUGUUGAAGGGGUGGGACUUUUAACUUCGAUCCUGUCACGGCCUCUUCAUUGAGUGGAGCCUCUACUGUAUCAAUAUACUUAAAUUGUGCCACUUUAAUUGAGUGAUCUAUAGGUGCAGUGCAACCUAAACUAGCUGAUUGUUUUGUGGUGCCUAAAAGUAUGACUGUAUUUUUUGAGUACUUGGGUUGUCAGAAAGUUUUUUUUUUUUGUUUUUGUUUUUUUUAAUCAUGCUGUUGUCAUUGAGGAUAGAUUGUGAUUGUAUGUUUGACAAAAUUAUGCUCGUUGUGCAGGUUUUGCUGCAUUUUCUUUUUUUUUGGACAAAUUCCAUCUAUUUUUUGCUCUUUUCCAAUUUUUCAUUCUGUCAUUAACCGGCCACCUGGAAUAAUGUGGUGGUGUUCCCAUCACAUACCUGGCACCUCUGCUCUUCACUCGCUUCAUGCUUUGUCUUUACUCCUGAAAGCACUUGUUUCUCUCUUGUACUUCGCGUGUGUGUGUAUGUGUGUGGGAAAAAUAUUGAAGUUUUACUCCAAGUCAGUAACACAGAAAAGAUCACUGUUAUAUGAUGCAAAAGGAAAUCAAUCAACCACGUGGCCACUGUUUAACUGUGAUUUUGUUGUCGCUGCCUUGUCUGUAGAGGAAUUACAUGCACGAAGCUGUAUUCUUUGAAAGGGAGAAAAGAAAAGCCUUGGAAUUUGAAAUCUGUAUAAUGAUCCUGCAACACAUAUGUAACACAUAUCACCACCACAUAUUUUUGAGACAAGUAAACAUCUUGCCUUGAGAAGCUCUGGCCUCACACAUAGAUACAAAAGACGGCAUGAAAAGGAGGAACCCUCUUUAUAUAUCUACAUCUGUAGCAUAAAAAGCAUCUUUGUUUACCUCUGCCAUUGUGCACUCCAAAAGUACACAACCAGUGCCUUCUGAAUUAAGAAUAUGUGAGACAUAAACAACACUAAAAUAGCUACAUGAGAAAUGCUUUGCUGGCCAAAAUCCUUUUCAUUGCCUUUAGAAUAUUUUCUAAUAAGCACAUCUCUUAUUGUACUCUCGUAAUGCAUAUUGUCAACACGCUCAUGUUUGCCAAACCCAAUAAACCAUAGCACAGAAAGUUAUGGAAACAGAUAAGAAUAGCAGGUAUCAGUUGUGAAGGAAAGUUCUUGUGGUUUUACUCCACAUCUCCCAGAGACCCUCCUGCCUUGCGUCAUUACAUAAUCCUCGGUGAUUUUCAGGCCAUUGUCACUGUAGCUAUCCAUAUCCGCGACUAUCCAUAGUGUAGACUUGAGGUGUGGGACUCCACAGGAUGAUGGGCACACCACCUCUCCAUUAGAGUACAUCUGUACACACGUAUAAAUAAAAUAUUAAAGUGAACAUUGCUGGCUCUGUGAUCUGUGAUAGAGUUUGGGGAGACGUGAGUGUGAUCUUGUUCGCAUGGGAAUGAAUGAACGAUUUUCUUCUUUGCCAGACAAACUACAUUUAGUUUGAUUCUGCACCAUGCUCUCAUCCUUUUAUUUCAUUUCAAUAUCAUUAUUUCUACACUUAUGUUAAACAUUAAGCAUGUAUUGCCACCACGCAAGAUUCCUCAAAUCACUAAGCUUUGCUAAUUUAAAGUUAUUUGGAUUUCGUCCCUCUCUGACAGUGUAUUGACAAAUAAUGUGUUUAUGAGAAGGUUUCUUUUAGUUUUGACAGGGGGAAAGAGUGUCCCUAGAAGUCUAGCACUCGGAUUAAAAAAGCAUCAAGCUGAGUGCAUUGAGGAGAAGUUUAAGGCAUUCAGUCAUCCCAUUCUGUUGAAGAAGUGUGAUUCUGCUCUGUGACAGAAAAAUAAGGGAACAGAGUGUUUUACUAGCACUUGUUAAAAGCAUCACAGCAUCGCCUAAUCACUCAUUUAAAUGAUGACAGCUCCACAUCUUUUCAUUAUAAAUUUUCUAGUAAAUUCAACCCGUAUGUGUUUUUAAUUACACUGGGACAAAAAUUAGACAGAGUUGUUUGAUUUUACAUCUUUGUGUAUUUGUUUUGUUUUUGAAUGAGAUGUAUUAUGUAUGUUUUGUGCACAUUACCCGUGUAUCAUUUAUCAACACAUGAUCGUAAUCUGUACACAUUUGCACAAAGCACUCAAUGUUUGUACAUAUGCAGUUAUUUUAUGUCACAUACGAUUUUUUUUAUACAUGUGCAUGUGUCAGAUUUUGCCAGAAAACAAUGAAAAGAGACACAUAUUAUCAAAUUGAUUCAAUGUGUGUCUAUUUGAGUAAGUGUGAUUUUAUUAAUCUUUUCUUCAAUAUGAGAGAAAUAAAUCUCAAAGCAGAAAAUAGUUGAGUGCACUGUGAAAAAUAAAGUGAGGGCGGGUUUAUGUCAAACCAUUAGCGCACAUUAGCCUGAAAAUCAGACUGAAUUGCCAUUGUGUUUAGUUUUUUUGAAAAAAAUCUGAGGUGUGGGCAGCAAUUUAGAGGUCUGGAACCAGGCUACAUGCAUAUCCUCAUAUAUCCACAUUGCAAGUUAGCCCAAUAUCCACAUGAUUCCAGCACUGUCAGGAGGGUGGAGAUCUUUGAUCAGCCAGCUAAUGACCAAAAUGUACAGUGCACAAUAUAACAGUACACAGUAUAAAGUGUGUAUCUACAGUAUAUUUUGCUAAAUAUUCACUGCCAGAACGUAUAUAAGUGAAUAGUUUGCCUUAGACAUCUGUUGUCAUUCACUUCUAGCAGCAGAAUAAAAGAAAGAUGAGCGUAGACAUUUAAAAAAUAACACAGAUCAAUAAAAUGUGAUCCGAAAGGAAAUUACAUGGCCAUCAACUGACUGUUGGCAUUUUUUGUGUAUUUUUGCUGUAGCUUUACACAUCUGCAGGGAAGACUGACAUGCUCUGACAUACUCUGAUUUACAUUUGUGAU